AUGGCUCCCACAUCAGCCCACCAAUACCUUGACAUGGAGAUCAAAGAUGACAUGCAAUAUGAUAUUCGAAUUGAAAACGCUCGUAUAGACAGCGGCGAGUUCCACAGCGCGAGUGAUGAGAAUGAUACUCUCACCACCGACGACGUUGAAGACCUGAUGAUUCGUCAUAACGGCGGCACGCGACAUGUGUGCUCCUCUGGCGAAGAAGAAGGCUUCAAAGGAUUGCAAGGCACCAUCGAUCUCGUCGACGAUGUAAGAGAUGCCAGAAUUUGCACCCUAGCAUGGAAUGCUCCUAUGGAGCCUGGGAAGAGAAACCUGCUCAUGAUGCAUCAUCAUGAUCCGCAAUACAAUGUUGAGAUUGGCAAGUGGAACGAAUCUGGUGUCAUGGGAACUGUUCCAAUUACCAUCAGUAACCAGUAA
Molecule: messenger RNA, 420 nt
Organism: Aspergillus clavatus NRRL 1
Lineage: Eukaryota; Fungi; Ascomycota; Eurotiomycetes; Eurotiales; Aspergillaceae
Product: aegerolysin family protein
Exons: 2
Coding region: 1-420 (139 amino acids)
Biological process (GO): symbiont-mediated hemolysis of host erythrocyte
Source: RefSeq, a predicted model, not a curated record